AUGGAAAAUAGAGUCGAUCUCGAUACAGUGAUUGAACUGAGACGCGUGUUUGUCUUUGGUCGAAUCCUUCUAAGGGGAUGUUACGUGGUACAUAGGGAGCUUUGCCUCGCGCACAGUCCUUGGCAAUUGACAGAAAAUUUGUCGAUUGAUCUUGUACUUGAUGUCUACAAGGAUUUGCUUUUGUUAAUGGAUUCGCGUCAAUUGAAAAUUUAUACUCAAGAUGAAAGAGCCUCGCUGGCUAUCGUCCAUACAACUCUGGCUCAAGAAGAUGAAGGAUAUAGCUACCCACGACCUAGUAAACCUUUCAUACCUGGAUCACCAGGAGGGACCAAAUCACCAACUAAUGGUGGAGGUUAUCCAGGAUCAGGCCCAUCGAAGACAACUCCAGGAAGACCGCAAGGUCCCAGUGAACCCGGACAAGGAAGACAAGAACCAGGUUAUCCAGGUUCCGGAAGACCAAGUGGACCAAGUUUCCCAGGACAAGGUCCACAAGGACCAAGUGGAUAUCCUGGGUCUGGAAGACCUUCCGGACCCAGUUUUCCAGGACAAGGUCCUCAGGGACCAAGUGAAGGAUAUCCAGGUCCAGGAAGACCGACUGGACCUGGUUUCCCAGGACAAGGUCCUCAAGGACCAAGUGGACAAAGUCCUCAAGGACCAAGUGGACCAAGCUUUCCCGGACAAGGCCCUCAAGGCCCAAGUGGAGGAUAUCCCGGUCCUGGAAGACCCACUGGACCUAGUUUUCCAGGACAAGGUCCUCAAGGACCUCAAGGACCAAGUGGACCAAGUUUCCCAGGACAAUCCCCUCAAGGACCAAGUGAAGGGUACCCUGGCUCUGGAAGACCGAGCGGACCAAGUUUCCCAAGUCAACGACCAAGUGGACCUAGCUUUCCUGGGCAAAGUCCUCAAGGACCGAGUGAAGGAUAUCCUGGUCCAGGAAGACCAAGUGGACCGAGCUUUCCUAGCCAACGACCAAGUAGUCCAAGUUUUCCCGGCCAACAACCAAGUGGGCCUAGUUUUCCUGGACAGGGUCCUCAAGGACCAAGUGGACCUAGUUUCCCUGGACAAGGUCCACAAGGACCUAGUGAAGGAUAUCCUGGACCUGGAAGACCAAGUGGACCGAGUUUCCCAAGCCAACGACCAAGUGGACCUAGUUUUCCAAGUCAACGACCAAGUGGUCCCAGUUUCCCUGGACAAUCACCUCAAGGCCCAAGUGGACCAAGUUUCCCAGGACAAUCUCCUCAAGGACCAGGUGAAGGAUAUCCUGGACCUGGGAGACCAAGUGGACCAAGUUUCCCAAGUCAACGACCAAGUAGCCCAGGCUUUCCAAGCCAACAACCAAGUGGGCCAAGUUUUCCCGGACAGAGUCCUCAAGGACCUAGUGAAGGAUACCCUGCGCCUGGAAGACCAAGUGGCCCAAGUUUCCCAAGCCAACGACCAAGUGGACCCAGCUUUCCAGGACAGAGUCCUCAGGGCCCAAGUGGACCAAGUUUCCCUGGACAAACACCGCAGGGACCUAGUGAAGGAUAUCCUGGUCCUGGAAGACCGAGUGGACCAAGCUUUCCAAGUCAACGACCAAGUGGACCCAGCUUUCCUGGACAGAGUCCUCAAGGACCAAGCGGACCAAGUUUCCCUGGACAAACCCCUCAGGGACCUAGUGAAGGUUACCCUGGACCUGGAAGGCCAAGUGGCCCAAGUUUCCCAAGCCAACGACCAAGCGGACCUAGUUUCCCCGGACAAAGUCCUCAAGGACCAAGUGGACCCAGCUUUCCCGGACAGAGCCCUCAAGGACCCAGUGGAUAUCCUGGUCCUGGAAGACCAACUGGGCCAGGCUCUCCUGGACAAGGGCCUCAAUCACCUAGUUUCCCAGGACAAUCACCUCAAGGACCAGGAUAUACAGAACCUAGAAGACCAGGACAAGGUCCAUCCGGACCGAGUUUUCCUGGUCAAGGACCUCAGGGACCUAGCGGUAAUGGCUAUCCUGGAUCAUCGCGACCAGGUGGUCAAAGACCAUCAUCUCCUGGAAGUGGUUCAGACUUUGACGGAUAUCCUAAAGAAAGGCCCUCAGUACCCUUCCCACCUUCUUCAGGACAAGGCGAUUUCUCAAAAAGACCUGGCGAAAAAACAACCGGAGGAUACCCGUCUUCACCAGGUAGUCAACCUGGUCAACCUGGAGGAUAUCCUGGAAGUGGAAGACCAAGUGGAGAACGACCCGGUUCUGGAACUGGAUCACAAGGUUAUCCUGGACAAUCUGGUAGACCUGGUCAACCUGAUCAGUCUGGUGGAUACCCAUCAGGUGGAACUAAAACACAAGGACCAGGAUAUCCAAGUAGUAGGCCUUCAACCCCAUUUCCGAGUGUUGACAGACCAGGAACGAGCGGAACCGGAUCUCAAGGUUAUCCUGGCCAAUCUGGAAGACCAAGUCAACCUGGUGGAUAUCCAAGUGGACGACCUUCAACAUCAUUUCCAGGUGGAGAAAGACCAGGUUCGGGAGGAUUUCCAUCAACCCCUGGUGGUUCAACUGACGGAAGUGGAUCUCCAGGCUAUCCAGGCAAACCUGGACGACCUGAUCAAUCUGGAGGAUAUCCAAGUGGCGGAGGUGCAACAAAGACUCCAUUCCCAGGUGGAGAAAGACCCGGAUCAGGAGGAUAUCCUGGAUCAGGCGGUCAACCUGGCGGACAAUACCCAGGAGGAGAAAGACCAGGAUCAGGAGGUUAUCCUGGAUCAAGUGGUCAACCUGGCGGACAAUAUCCAGGAGGAGAAAGACCAGGAUCAGGAGGUUAUCCUGGGUCGAGUGGACAACCUGGCGGAGAAAGGCCUGGAUCGGGAGGAUAUCCUGGAUCAAGCGGUCAACCUGGUGGACAAAGACCUGGUUCUGGAGGUUAUCCAGGAUCAAGCGGACAACCUGGUGGACAAAGGCCUGGUUCUGGAGGUUAUCCAGGAUCAAGCGGACAACCUGGUGGACAAUUUCCAGGAGGAGAAAGACCAGGCUCAGGUGGAUUUCCAGGAUCAGGUGGUCAACCCGGAGGACAAUUUCCAGGUGGAGAAAGACCUGGAUCAAGUGGUCAACCAGGUGGACAAUUUCCAGGUGGAAGCUUUCCUGGCGGAUCAUCAGGUGGUGGACAUGGUGACGAUGGUACUUACAAUGAAGGAGACUAUUCAGCAAUACCUGGUGAGCCUGGUCAGGAUUAUCCUGUUUAUGCCGAUAUUCCUGAAACUAGUUUCAGUUGCGAUUCACAACAAUUCCCCGGAUAUUAUGCUGAUGUCGACACACAAUGUCAAGUCUUCCACAUAUGCCACAAUAAUCAAACAUACGACUUCCUUUGUCCUAACGGAACGAUCUUUAAUCAAGAAUACUUUGUCUGCGUAUGGUGGAAUCAAUUCGAUUGCAACUCAGCUCCAAGUUUGUAUUACUUAAAUGAGAACCUAUACGAUUACACGAUAAUGGGACCCCAAGGACCAAUGGGACCAAUGGGGCCACUGGGUCCUCAAGGACCAGGUGGACAAGGACCAAGAGGGCCUGAUUUUCCCGGACAAGGUCCUCGAGGACCGAGUGGACCCAGCUUUCCAGGACAAGGUCCUCAAGGACCGAGUGGACCUAGUUAUCCAGGACAAGGUCCUCAAGGACCAAGUGGACCUAGUUUUCCAGGACAAGGUCCUCAAGGACCGAGUGGGCCUAGUUAUCCAGGACAAGGUCCUCAAGGACCUCAAGGACCAAGUGGACCUAGUUUUCCAGGACAAGGUCCUCAAGGACCUAGUAGACCCGGUUUCCCUGGUCAAGGUCCUCAGGGACCAAGUGGACCCAGUUUCCCAGGACAAGCUCCAUACCCAGGUUCUGGAAGACCUAGUGGACCCAGUUUUCCAGGACAGGGUCCUCAAGGACCAAGUGGACCCAGUUUCCCAGGACAAAGUCCUCAAGGACCAAGCGGACCAAGUUUCCCCGGUCAAAGUCCGCAAGGACCAGGUGGAUAUCCAGGAGCCGGAAGACCAAGUGGACCCAGCUUCCCAGGACAAGGACCUACAGACAGACCUUUCCCACCUGAGGGACCCGCAAAACCAGAUCGUGAAUAUCUACCGCCACUCGCUGGCUAAUUAUUCGCCAUUACUAACAAAAACUAAAUUCAAUCACAUCUUGACGUCAUCUAAUUUCAAUUAUUUCAUUCUGGACAACAAAACACUCGUGAUACUAUUAUCAUGCAUUGAUAUUUUAUUCUUCGGAAGAUAUUCCUGACU
Messenger RNA from Leptopilina heterotoma, 4230 nucleotides. Its product is annotated as collagen alpha-1(I) chain-like. Gene Ontology annotation, molecular function: chitin binding. The record is from RefSeq and is a predicted model, not a curated record. Gene Ontology annotation, cellular component: extracellular region. The transcript is spliced from 8 exons. NCBI's taxonomy places the organism in Eukaryota, Metazoa, Arthropoda, Insecta, Hymenoptera, Figitidae. Bases 1 to 4089 code for a protein of 1362 amino acids.